AUGGCAGUAUAUCCACCGAAAUCAAUUCAGUCAGCGAUUGAGGAAAAGUCUGACCGUUCGAAAAGCCGGCCGCGGCUUGUCUUUGACGAGCAACAUCAAUUUCGCAAGAAGAACAAUCGCUCACUUUCGCAUCUGCAAGAGUCUCGUGAAUUUCUACCAUGUACCGCCUGUUCAACUGAAGCUCACCGACGACAGGAAUUCUUCAGACGACCAUCUUCUUCAUGUCAACGACAUGAGUCAACGCCACCAGUCAACAAAGAACAGCGACCAUCAACAGGAACGAAAUCCCAAGCAAGUCGAAGGCCACCAUCAGCUGCUGACUUAGACCGUUUGAGUCGACCGAAACCUGUUUCAUCCGAACGUUUAUUGACAGAUAACUGUAAUUGGAGUAAUUUCAUCAAGAGAAAGACGAUUAAAACACCUUAUGGUCUAUGUGAUUUAACACAUGGAAACGAAAAUUCAGAAAUUCGCCCACCGUUUGUUAACUACGGUGGUCGUCAUUCUGAUAAACAAAACGGAGAGAAGCGAACAUACAACUCGUUAGCUAUUCAUCAAUUGAAACAUCACGAAGUCGAAGGACAACGCUUAGCAGAUAUUUUACGUGAACGACGUCUUCGUCUUCAAGCGGAAAAUUAUUUUCGCGAAGUUGAAGAGCGCAAUGCUCAAGCUCAGGAUUUACGCGAUCGAGCAGCGCGCGCUUCGACCGAAUACCGAGAUAACUAUCAACCACCACCACAAAACUACUAUGCAGAAGGCACAUCGUCCCGACAAUAG
Messenger RNA from Adineta ricciae, 774 nucleotides. Lineage: Eukaryota; Metazoa; Rotifera; Eurotatoria; Adinetida; Adinetidae. The record is from the annotation of a GenBank genome assembly.